Molecule: messenger RNA, 1584 nt
Organism: Arctia plantaginis
Lineage: Eukaryota; Metazoa; Arthropoda; Insecta; Lepidoptera; Erebidae
Source: the annotation of a GenBank genome assembly
AUGAUAGCCAUAAUAUGGCUUAUUGUGGCUAUCCUGGCGCUGGCACUGUACCUGCGCAAGGUCUACUCAAAGCUUGCUAACGAUGGAGUCAACCACCUUCCUGUUGUUCCGAUAUUCGGCAACCUCUUCUGGGUAUUCUUUAGCUCAGAUAACAUCACCGAUUUCUUGGCGAAGUUAAGCUCUAAGUUUCCUGAUGAUAAAGUCGUGGGAGUAUACGAACUGUUGAAUCCUUUAUACAUUGUGAAGGACGUAGAUAUCAUAAAAAAUGUCACCAUCAAAGAUUUUGACCACUUCGUCGAUAGAAGGGGUUUCAGUGAGUUAGAUCCUACCUUCGGAAGAAGUCUACUCAAUUUAAAAGGUGAGGAAUGGAAAGAAAUGCGUUCCACGCUAAGUCCAGCGUUUACCAGCUCCAAGAUUCGUCUAAUGGUGCCUUUUAUGGUCGAUGUUGGAGAAGAAAUGAUUAAGGUUCUUAGUAAAAGAAUUAAAGAUUCUGAAAGCCAAUAUAUUGACGUGAAUACCAAAGAUCUCACCGCCCGGUACGCAACCGACGUAAUUGCCUCAUGCACUUUUGGCCUGAAAGUGGACUCUCAGUCCAUUGACAGCCAUUUCUACCGCAAAGCAAAGGACGUUAUCACAUUCAAGUAUUCGGCAGUAAUAAAGAUUUUCUUAUAUAGAUGUCUGCCUUCAAUUGCUGAAAUGCUGAAACUGUCGCUCGUUUCAUCUGAGACCUCCGGUUUCUUCUCAGACGUGGUACUGUCUACUAUUGAGGAACGUGAGAAAAGAAAUAUCAUCAGACACGACAUGAUCAACAUUCUUAAUGAGAUAAAGAAAGGACAACUAAGACACGAGAAAGAUUCAGAUGUUGACAGUAGUGCCGGUUUUGCUACGGUGGAAGAGUCGAAUUUUGGCAAAAAGUUCCGCGAUAGAGAAUGGACAGACAACGAUUUAGUAGCUCAAGCAGUUUUAUUUCUCUUGGCUGGCUUCGACACAGUUUCCACGGUAAUGACAUUCAUGAUAUAUGAACUGGCUGUAAAUCCUGAUGUACAAGAGAAGUUGGUACAAGAAAUAAAAGAAUUUGAUCAGAUGAAUGGUGGCCAGUUGGAUUUCAAAUCUAUACAGAGUAUGAAGUACAUGGAUAUGGUUGUGUCAGAGACUAUGCGCUUGCAUCCUCCCACCCCGUUACUAGACAGGCAAUGCGUGAAAGACUACAAUUUUGGCAGAGUGAACAAAGCCGCAACUAAAGACUUAAUAGUCCGCAAGGGUGCUGCUAUUGGGUUUCCGGUUUACAUGUUCCACCGGAACCCACAACUCUUCCCCAACCCUGAGAAGUUUGACCCUGAGCGCUUUUCCGAUGAGAACAAGCACAACAUAAAACCUUUUUCUUACAUGCCUUUUGGACUAGGACCAAGGAAUUGUAUCGGUUCUCGUUUUGCUCUCUGUGAAGUCAAGGUGAUGCUUUAUCAACUUCUUCGUAAAAUUAAAGUGAGCCCCUGCGAAAAAACUACAAUUCCCUUUAAAUUAGCAAGAGGUUUCCUUAUGAAUAUUCAAAAUGGCGCCUGGGUUCGUCUCGAACUUAGAGAAUAG